AUGGCAGAAGCGACAACGCCUACACCCUUUGAGGGCGAAACGGCCAUCAACAGUCAAUCCGGUUAUGCGCGUGAGCUUCUUACGAAAGUCGUUGGUAGUACUCCGUCUAUUGGCCAGAACAAAGAGAUCAGAUCAGCACUGAAUGCGCUGGGUGAGCUAGUCACGCGCCAAGGGCAUGUCAAUAUACCUACAACUUCUACCACCCACUCUCUGAUCAACCGUUCGCUUUCGGAGGUUGAUGCAGGCAAGCUUGAAAGACCACCUUGGCCUGUAGUCAAAGAGAUGCUUGAAAGGGCUACGAAAUAUCCUACGAUGGCUUUUGCAGUUAUAUUCCCGUUUUUCAAGAUGCGCAACUUGUUUGAAAUCUUCGAAGAGGGAUACGAAGAUCCGGGACAUUGCGACGCGCCCCGUCGAAUCCUGGCAUAUGGAGUAGGAUACAACCUAUUUACCGUUUUCUCGACGAUGCCCUGGUCCGGGGCUUUGGAUACAAGCAAUUUGCGUAGAUACGCAGUGAUGUGUAAAUACCACAUGGAGGUGGCUGUCAGCCAGCUUGAUGUCUUCAUACCAGCUAGCUAUGAAAAUGUUAUGGCACUUGUUCUCGGUGCUGCUUGCGCCAUCGAGAUGUGCAAGCCAUCACUUGCGUGGGUCCUGACCACCAUGGCCGCUGGUACGAGCCAGAUCAUGGGUUACCACCGGUACCAGACCUUCCAGAAUGACAAAGAAGAGGAACGGAACUCUAAAAUCCACCUCUUUUGGAUGAUAUACAUGUUCGACAAGCAGCUCUCGUUGCGUUUAGGUCGUGCGAGUGUUAUUCAGGAUUGGGACAUGUCUUUGCCCUUGAUUACUUCGACACCUACUCCAGCAGCGAUGGCUUUGGGAGCCAACCAGAUGAUUACCUACUGGAUCAAGGUUGCCAAAGUCCAAGGACAGACGUACGAAAAACUCUUCAGUCCUGCUGCUUUCCUCACAUCGCCAGAAGCACGCACGCGCACGGCCAUCGAUCUUGUCAAUGCCAUGAAUCAGGCGUGGUACGAACGCGGAGAAGCCAGCGCUAUGGACGUUUCACCUCUCACUAUCGGUGAAGAUUUGUCGAAGAGGAGAAAAAUAGCGCUGGCAAGCCCUAACGACACAGAGGUCCCAUCAAAGCGUAAGCGUUUAGGGCAGCCACCUUUUGGAGCUUCACUUCCGCCAGACGAAUAUAUCCAGGGUAUGAUCGACCUUGAUUCACGAGGAUGCUAAGUUAACCUCCUUAGGUUCGUUUGAGCAGGUAGAAGACGUGUUCUUCCACGCCGACGUGGUCGUGCAUUAUUCAACGUGUGCUCUCAUUCAGCGCGCCGUGAGCUCUGAUAAUGUCACCUUCAGCCAAGAAUGCUUGGAGUAUUCACGAGCUGCACUUGUCGCGCAUCAGAGAUGCAAUGCUCAGUUCAAUAUAAAAGGGAACGAAAAGCUUUGGUCGGGCUAUAUUCAUUGGUCUGUUCUCCAGGUAUGCAAACUUGUGGUAGGGUAUCUACAUACACAGUGGCUAAUGUUCAUGACAGGCGCCUUUCACACCGUACGACAUGCUCAUCUCUAGAAUUGUUGACUUUGCUAACCCGUCUUUAGCUUCAUCGUUGUCUUCUGUAAUGCAAUCCAGCAGCCUGACCCCGUUGAUCUUGACACGCUCUCACAGUUUGUUGCUAGCCUUGAAUCGUGCCGGACAGAUUCCGAAGGCGCGGACAAACUCUACAAGAUGUGUCAUCUCUUCCUUCAAGUGGCCAAGCUAUACAUUCAAGCCAAGAAAAGCGAUUCUAGAAGUCAAGCACAGAGCGUGUCCCAACCGACUUCCAACAGCUUCUACACCACAGCGGACGGAGCCCGAAUUGAUCCCAGCACCAUGACACAAUUCGAUCCUUACUUGAGCGCUCUAGGUCUCGUACCUAAUUCGGCUUGGCCGAUGACUGGAUAUGCGCCUGCAGUUCCAACAGCCAUGGAUUCUUUCGCAAACAUGCAAAACUCAGCGAGUCCGCAAGGACCAGAAGCUUUUGGCGUGGGAUACACGUCCAUCGGGGCACCCCAGAACUCGAUCCAAGACUGGUUCUCGGGAUCGAGAUACUUGAUGAAUCUCAUGGAAGCUGGCGACGACAUGCAAAUGCCAGAUCCAAACGACUUCGAUGUUCAGUUGUGA
This is a messenger RNA of Ascochyta rabiei, 2164 nucleotides long. RefSeq lists its product as uncharacterized. Gene Ontology annotation, biological process: DNA-templated transcription. NCBI's taxonomy places the organism in Eukaryota, Fungi, Ascomycota, Dothideomycetes, Pleosporales, Didymellaceae. The record is from RefSeq and is a predicted model, not a curated record. The transcript is spliced from 4 exons. Bases 1 to 1239 code for a protein of 412 amino acids. Gene Ontology annotation, molecular function: DNA binding; zinc ion binding.